AAUCACGGGGGUGGAAAAAAUAAUCGGGUUUUUCUUCGCUAUCGUAGAGAGAAGAAGAAGAAGAAGAAGAAGAAGAAGAAGAAGAAGAAUUAAGAAGAAGAAGAAGAAGAAUUAAGAAGGAGAAGAAGAAAACAAAAUGAAAUAUCUUCUGCUGUUGGUUUUCUUGUCUGUUAUCGCCAGUGGUUAUGGCCUCAAGUGUUGGGCAUGCACCGGGUCAGAAGAUGACUGCUCAAAAGAGAAACUAGCGGAUCAUAAAGAUGAACGCCUGAAAACAUGUGGCGAUGAUAACGACUCGUGUAUGAAGUCGAAGGCUGAAGUUGAUGGUAAUACAGCAGUUGCCAGCAGCUGUUCAACUAAGGAAGCCUGUAAAUUAGCCCAGGAAGUAUGUGAAAAGUCUGGUGAAUGCGAAGUCGGCUGUUGUGACUCCGACGAAUGCAACGCCAGCUCCGCACUCUCCUUCAGUGUGAUUUUGAUGGCCGCGUGCUCUGCGUUUGGUCUGGCACUACUGAAGUGAUCCAAGUCAAAGAAAACUCACUACCAUUGUUUGAAAAUUUUACGUAGUAUGUAAUACCGGUGUAAUUUGCUAAGGGAACGUUUUUGAUUACCCUAACAAUGAACAAGCGCUUUGUAUAAGCAUCAUUUUCCUUUGGUAGUAAAUAAAGAAUUUUGCACUAAGAUUUCUGUGGUGUACAAAUUAUUUUAUAUCAGCAAAACAGAGGGAAUUAAGCGCGCGUUAUUUAUUGACUAGAGUCCUUGCAUGGCAACUCAGCCCUCACAUUGCACUUCACAUUGGUUUUCAUACGUCACAGACGGCGGCUAUGUUCUCUGUCACUAAUCAUGGCCGAGGCUUUUCUUUUUUUUUUUUAAAAAAAAUUAAACUGUAUAAAUUACAUCACAAUUACAAUUACAUUUGGCAAAGGCUCUUGCUCGCAGCUGGAUGCGGUCCUGGUUUUUGACGGAUUGGUACUAACCAUUUCAUAUUAGAAAGUAAUACAACCUAGGAGCCCAUUUUACUUUACCCAAGUUCGCAAUUAGUCAAUCAGAAGCGGUGUAUACUGUCUUCGUACACCCUUUUUUUCCCCAAAGAAUAAAGAAUAUUGUUUCUCCGGCCCAGGCUGAAUAU
Molecule: messenger RNA, 1123 nt
Organism: Orbicella faveolata
Lineage: Eukaryota; Metazoa; Cnidaria; Anthozoa; Scleractinia; Merulinidae
Source: RefSeq, a predicted model, not a curated record